GCAGCAGCGGCGGCGGCGGCGGCGGCGGCGGCGGAGGCGCCCGGUCCCGGCCGCGCGGAGCGGACAUGUGCAGGCUGGGCUAGGAGCCGCCGCCUCCCCCCCGCCCAGCGAUGUAUUCAGCGCCCUCCGCCUGCACUUGCCUGUGUUUACACUUCCUGCUGCUGUGCUUCCAGGUACAGGUGCUGGCGGCCGAGGAGAACGUGGACUUCCGCAUCCACGUGGAGAACCAGACGCGGGCUCGGGACGAUGUGAGCCGUAAGCAGCUGCGGCUGUACCAGCUCUACAGCCGGACCAGCGGGAAGCACAUCCAGGUCCUGGGCCGCAGGAUCAGUGCCCGCGGCGAGGACGGGGACAAGUAUGCCCAGCUCCUAGUGGAGACAGACACCUUCGGUAGUCAAGUCCGGAUCAAGGGCAAGGAGACGGAAUUCUACCUGUGUAUGAACCGGAAAGGCAAGCUCGUGGGGAAGCCCGAUGGCACCAGCAAGGAGUGUGUGUUCAUUGAGAAGGUCCUGGAGAACAACUACACAGCCCUGAUGUCCGCCAAAUACUCUGGCUGGUACGUGGGCUUCACCAAGAAGGGGCGGCCACGGAAGGGUCCCAAGACCCGGGAGAACCAGCAGGACGUGCACUUCAUGAAGCGCUACCCCAAGGGACAGGCAGAGCUGCAGAAGCCCUUCAAGUACACCACGGUGACCAAGAGGUCCCGGCGGAUCCGCCCCACGCACCCAGGCUAGGCUGGCCCCACCGCAGCCCCCCAGGCUGCCCCCAGGCCCACACUCACACUCACAGAGAACUGCAUCAGAGGAAUAUUUUUACAUGAAAAAUUAGGAAGAAGCUCUAUUUUUGUACAUUGUGUUUAAAAGAAGACAAAAACUGAACCAAAACUCUUGGGGGGAGGGGGAGCGAUAAGGAUUUUAUUGUUGACUUGAAACCCCCUGUCUAUGACAAAAGACUCACGAGAAGGGACUGUUGUCAACGCACAGGUGCUUGUCUCUCUCUAGGAACCGACAACUCUAAACUUGUCCCCAGAGGAGGAUUUGAAUGAGGAAAACGACACUCUGAGAAACCAAAGUCCUUUUUCCCAAAGGUUCUGAAAGCAAAGAACAAAACAAAAACAAAAACAAAAACAAAAACAAAACAAAACAAAAAAAAAAGAAAAAAAGAAAAAAAGAGAAAAACAAAGAGAAAGUAGUACCCACCCCCAAACUCCCCUUCUUCUCCAAUCCCCCGUCCCUGUCCCAAUCUCCAACAAAAAUCGCUCUCUGGUUUGCAGUCAUUUAUUUAUUGUCCGCUGCAAGCUGUCCCGAGACACCGCGCAGGGAAGGCGUGCCCCUCGGGAAUUCUCGGCGCCUCGACCUCCGACCUCCGACGACAGACGGCCUCGUCCAAUCAAGUGACCCUGCAUUGCUCGCAGUUCUGGAGGAUGCUGCUAUCGACCUUCCGUGACUCACGUGACCUAGUACACCAAUGAUAAGGGAAUAUUUUAAAACCAGCUAUAUUAUAUAUAUUAUAUAUAUAUAAGCUAUUUAUUUCACCUCUCUGUAUAUUGCAGUUUCAUGAACCAAGUAUUACUGCCUCAACAAUUAAAAACAAUCGACAAAUUA
Felis catus (domestic cat) is the source of this 1604-nucleotide messenger RNA. RefSeq names its product fibroblast growth factor 18 (gene FGF18). Lineage: Eukaryota; Metazoa; Chordata; Mammalia; Carnivora; Felidae. The record is from RefSeq and is a predicted model, not a curated record. Gene Ontology annotation, biological process: positive regulation of protein phosphorylation; regulation of cell migration; positive regulation of gene expression. Gene Ontology annotation, cellular component: cytoplasm. The coding region runs from base 111 to 734 and encodes 207 amino acids. The transcript is spliced from 5 exons. Gene Ontology annotation, molecular function: type 2 fibroblast growth factor receptor binding; growth factor activity; type 1 fibroblast growth factor receptor binding.